GCUGCCCACAGUAAAGAUGGCGCCGUCGGCAGUACUAUCCCCCGAGCUGGGCCCGCUGUCGGUAGCUAGGGCAUGGGGCGAGGGAGCGUAGCCUGCGGAGACAGUGCCUAUGCUCGGCCGGGGCCCGGCCUCGGUCUAUCUUCGCUCCGCCUGGAGGGCCCGGUCCAGAUCCCGGCUGCCCGGAACCGGCUUCCUCCGCCCGUCGCCGUCUCCAUGGUGAUAAACUUCUCCAACCAACCAUUAACUACUUCCGCCUACGUCUGUCCCGACACGUGGAUCCAAGAUGGCGGCAUCGGGGGCCACGGAAAGGCCGAUGUGUUUGCUGAUGCUGCUUGCACUCUUUCGUGAAACAAGCUCCUUCUAUGUACCAGGUGUAGCUCCGAUCAACUUCCACCAGAAGGAUCCUGUAGAAAUCAAGGCUGUGAAGCUCACCAGUUCACGAACCCAGCUGCCAUAUGAGUACUAUUCAUUGCCUUUCUGCCAACCCAACAAGAUAACGUACAAGGCUGAGAAUCUGGGUGAGGUUCUGCGGGGGGACCGGAUAGUAAACACGCCAUUCCAGGUCUUCAUGAACAUAGAGAAGAAAUGCGAGGUUCUGUGCAACUUUCCUAACAAGCCAGUCACUCUGACAGUGGAACAGAGCAAGCUGAUUGCAGAGCGUAUCCGGGAGGAUUACUAUAUCCAUCUUAUUGCUGAUAACUUGCCUGUGGCCACACGGCUGGAGUUCUAUUCGAAUCAUGAGGACGAGGAGAAGAAGGAAAAAGACGUGCAGUUUGAGCAUGGAUACAGGCUUGGUUUUAUGGACAGUAAUAAGUUCUACCUGCACAACCACCUCUCCUUCAUCCUUUACUACCACAGAGAGGAGGUGGAGGAGAAUCAGGAGCCCACCUAUAGGGUUGUGCGGUUUGAAGUGAUUCCCCAGAGCAUUAAACUUGAAGAUCUGAAGGCAGAUGAGAAGGGCACUUGUAUACUACCUGAAGCUGCAGGUUCAGCCCCUCAGGAGGUAGAUCCCACUAAGAAGAACCAGCUGCUCUUCACCUACUCUGUCCACUGGGAGGAGAGUGACAUUAAAUGGGCUUCUCGCUGGGACACCUACCUGACCAUGAGUGAUGUGCAGAUCCACUGGUUUUCCAUCAUUAAUUCAGUCGUGGUUGUCUUUUUCCUUUCAGGUAUUCUCAGCAUGAUCAUUAUCCGCACUCUCAGGAAGGACAUUGCCAACUACAACAAGGAAGAUGACAUUGAAGAUACAAUGGAGGAAUCUGGUUGGAAACUUGUGCAUGGAGAUGUCUUCAGGCCUCCACAAUAUCCCAUGAUUCUUAGCUCACUACUGGGCUCUGGAAUUCAACUCUUUUGCAUGAUCCUGAUAGUUAUCUUUGUUGCCAUGCUGGGGAUGUUGUCGCCUUCUAGCCGGGGCGCCCUGAUGACUACAGCCUGCUUUCUCUUCAUGUUCAUGGGGGUUUUUGGUGGGUUCUCCGCGGGCCGUCUUUAUCGGACGCUGAAAGGCCACAGAUGGAAGAAAGGGGCCUUCUGUACGGCAACCCUGUACCCUGGUGUAGUCUUCGGUAUCUGCUUUGUCCUGAACUGUUUCAUAUGGGGGAAGCACUCCUCUGGAGCGGUUCCUUUCCCCACCAUGCUGGCCCUGCUCUGCAUGUGGUUCGGUAUCUCCUUGCCCUUGGUCUACCUGGGAUACUACUUUGGAUUUCGCAAACAGCCAUAUGAUAAUCCUGUGCGGACCAAUCAGAUUCCAAGGCAGAUCCCGGAGCAGAGGUGGUACAUGAACAGAUUUGUUGGGAUUCUUAUGGCUGGCAUUCUCCCUUUUGGAGCCAUGUUCAUUGAACUGUUCUUCAUCUUCAGUGCGAUCUGGGAGAACCAGUUCUAUUACCUCUUUGGCUUUCUCUUCCUGGUUUUUAUAAUCCUGGUGGUAUCCUGCUCCCAAAUCAGCAUUGUCAUGGUAUAUUUUCAGCUCUGUGCUGAGGAUUAUCGCUGGUGGUGGAGGACCUUCUUGGUGUCUGGAGGAUCUGCCUUCUAUGUACUGAUUUAUGCCAUCUUUUACUUCGUGAAUAAGCUGGAUAUCGUUGAGUUCAUUCCCUCCUUACUCUAUUUUGGCUACACUGCUCUCAUGGUCCUGUCUUUCUGGCUCCUCACUGGCACCAUUGGCUUCUACGCAGCCUACAUGUUUGUCCGUAAGAUCUAUGCUGCGGUGAAAAUAGACUGAAGAUGCACAGACUCAGCACAAAGCAGACACCUCUGUGUGCAUUUCCUCCUGGAAAGGAAGAGGAGAUCCUUUCCCAGUUCUUUUAAGGAAACAAAACCCAAUGGGGGAGUGACAAGAGAAAUAAAUAACUCCUACUCAUUUUGGAAUGUAACUUUUGGCACAGCGUACAUGGAUUCUGGGGCUACUUCUGGGGGGAGGGGUGUGUAGAUACCUUGCAUUUUAACUUUAUUAUUUUAUUCCAGUUUUGAGGGAUUUUUAGCAGAAAAAUACCCCUCUAUGUAAGUAAGCCCCUUUUUUUUUUUUGCUCAUUCAUUCUUUUGUUUGUUGAAUAACGAAUGGAUUUGAGACAGCAAUGGAAACGUUUGUGAAACUUUUUUUUUUCAGCCCUUAUGGCACUUGGGUUCAGGGAGAGUCUUCAGACCAAUAACACACAGGGUUUGUCUCCUGCUUUGGUUCUGCUUGGAAGAGGUGGAGGGUGCUUCAGUCCAUGGUGAGCUAGAAGGACCUCAAAGGCUUCCCCUACAUGAAUGCGUCUGGCAUGCUUUGACUACAGUAAUUUUAGUUCCAACUGGUUUACAGUUCCAUGGAGGUGCCAUUCAGAAUCCGGCAAGUGCAAUUUCACUCUGAGAGGGCUUGAGAACCGUAACCCUCUGCAUCAUUUCUUCCUCCCCCUACUUUUGGACAGCAUACAACAUCCCAGAUGCAUAAACUGGAGGAGCUCAGAGGAGGUCAGGAGUGCUUCUCUUCUGAAAGACCUGAGUCGCCUUUCCUGGCAGCAUGAAGAAGAACAUGGAGUUGUACCAGAGCAGCGUAAAUACUUGUUGAUUCUAGAGCACAAGGCCCUGUACCCUGGAGAACAUUUGAGAUUGCCACGUGGUUUUGUUCCAUUAAUUUCUUUGGCCAUCUGUGGAAAUGGGACAGCCCUACUAAUUAAGAGAGGCCUCUAAGGUUAGAUAAACCCUAUGUAGAGAAACUCGUUACUGUGUUGCUUUAGUGCCAAGAAAUCUCUGCUUCAUUUUGGGGACAUGUCUACUACAAAGUGCAUAGUGGCCAGGGGGAGAUGGAGUGAGUGGUUCCUGAGGAUUUCCUCCCACUUCUAUUUCUUAAAGGGGAGGUGUGCAUCCCAUCUACUCUGUCUCUUGGCUGGUCCCGCUCUCCAUUCCUGUCUCCUGUUCUCAGACACUGCCUCCAGGGAGCAGGGAAGAUUCACACCUUGGUAACCUGUAUUCCACUCUUCGCUACCAAAUGUGAUGAGCCCUCGGGAAUAGCCCAGGAGUGCUAUCCUAUAGGGGGUUCCUCCUUUCCCAUAUCUGCAUGCCUGGCUCUGGCCAUGGGAGGCGCUUUUAAAAAUACAUUUGAAUUUUUAUUUGACUCAUUUAAAACAAAACUAUCGGCCGCUGGCAAAUCUAGGCCCAAAUUGCAGUGAAGCCUUCCUCCAUCCCCAGAUCUAUGGGGUGACAUUAGUCAGAGUUAUAAGAAUUCUUUUUAUUUCUUCAACAGGACGGGAAAAAAAAUCUCCAAAUAUUCUGCUCUGUCACAGGUGACAGUGAUACGAUUUAGACAGAAUAGAUGCGACUCCAAACAAAAACUCUCUGUUGCUAACAGGGAGUCGCACAUAUUUGAGGCUUUCUAUACCGUGGGUAUCACCUUAACAGUCGGCACUGGGGCUGUGUAAAUGGUUCUGACUUUUAAUGGUGACCUUUUGCUUCCCCAAGCAGGAAGAAUGGAGAACUAGAAUCCCAAACCAUUCAACUUCUUCUCUGCAUUGCUUCUCACCUAAUAAUCUUCAGUUACCCAGCCCGGAAUCAAGGAUGGAAAGGGGGGCAUGGGAUACACUAGUUAACUGUUGUGUGGGAUCCUUAGUAAUCUCUAAUUUGAAAUAUCUCUCUCUCUCAGAUUCUGGUUGAUUUCCUAGUGGAGAGUUUCAGCCUGCAUUAAUUUCUCUCCCUCCCUCCAUACUGUUUUUUCUGUAUUCUACUUUGUAUUUUGAAUUAAUGUAUGUAUUCUGUGUCCUAUUGUAAAUAAAUAUUCCAUCGUCCUGUU
This is a messenger RNA of Dermochelys coriacea (leatherback sea turtle), 4258 nucleotides long. RefSeq names its product transmembrane 9 superfamily member 4 (gene TM9SF4). Gene Ontology annotation, cellular component: membrane. The record is from RefSeq and is a predicted model, not a curated record. Bases 284 to 2215 code for a protein of 643 amino acids. Lineage: Eukaryota; Metazoa; Chordata; Testudines; Dermochelyidae. The transcript is spliced from 18 exons. Gene Ontology annotation, biological process: protein localization to membrane.